Molecule: messenger RNA, 371 nt
Organism: Symbiodinium pilosum
Lineage: Eukaryota; Dinophyceae; Suessiales; Symbiodiniaceae
Source: the annotation of a GenBank genome assembly
GCCUAGGUGAAAGAUUGAGCGAUGUGUGGGCACUGGAGCUCAAGGAGGUCAUGGCGUGGAAGAAACUCCAGCCCACAGGACCGUCUCCAAGCGGAAGACAUGAGCACUCAGCGAUCUACGACCCCGAGAGCCACUCCAUGCUGAUAUUUGGCGGGAUGGAUGGCUCGGACGGACAUUUAAGCGAUGUGUGGGCAUUGGACCUGAAGGUCAUGGCGUGGAAGAAGCUCCAGCCCACAGGAACGUCUCCAAGCGGAAGAAUGGAGCACUCAGCAAUCUACGAUCCCGAGAGCCACUCCAUGCUGAUAUUUGGCGGGAUGGAUGGCCUAGGUAAAAGAUUGAGCGAUGUGUGGGCAUUGGAGCUGGAGGUCUGA